AUGUGUUCGCUUCGAGACUCGAAGGGUUGCACAUGGUUGGUACACACGCAAGUGUUGGACGCUAAUGGUUUUUUCUACCUUCGUAAAUGGAACAAUGAACACAUUUGUGGCGUCGCUAUUCGUACAGUCAACAACCACCAUCUUGGAUCAGACUUGGUCUCCGACAUCUUCGCACACCGUAUCCGCGACAAGCCUUUAACCAGGCCUACUGAUGUUGCAUUUGAUUUGAAAAAAAAUUACGGCCUUGAAAUAAGUUGCUGUGUUGCUUGGUUAGGUGUUGAAAAAGCCAGAGGCGAGUUAUUUGGGGCCCAAAGUGCAUCUUUCGAUCAACGAAGAUGGUACAGUAGGGCCGUGACGGAACACAACCCAGAUGGCACUUUCUCGAAGGAGAGGUUCAAAGGGAAUUUACUUGCUGCCACGUCUAAAGAUGAAAACCGAGGAUUGUUCCCAGUCGUAUUUGUGAUUGUUGGUGCAGAAAAAGCAACAAACUGGUCAUGGUUUUUGCAACAUCUUCGUAACGAGCUCGAUGAUGACAGAACGUUUACAUUCAUAUCAGAUUGGCAUGUUGGCCUCAUGAAGGCAAUGCCCAUUAUCUUCCCGAAUGCUCACCAUGCAUUUUGUAUGCAACACAUUCGGAGGAACCUAAGGGACAAACUGACAUAUAUGAAUAAUUUCCAUCAGAUUGGGUUGAUAACCAAGUUCAACAACUAUGCUUACGCACCGACUGUUAUUGCAUUUGAAGAGAUGGUAGGAAAGUUCACCAAUUCCGGUAAGAAAAUUGCAAUCGAUUUCUCGAAAAUCUACCUCCACAACAUUGGGCGAACGCUUAUUUCAGGUGCGUACCUUAACAUGUUCCAAUUGUACCUUCCGUUUCCAACAUACACCAUGUAG
Molecule: messenger RNA, 891 nt
Organism: Camellia sinensis
Lineage: Eukaryota; Viridiplantae; Streptophyta; Magnoliopsida; Ericales; Theaceae
Source: RefSeq, a predicted model, not a curated record